Rhinichthys klamathensis goyatoka is the source of this 3303-nucleotide messenger RNA. It is a transcript of the gene limch1b, whose product is annotated as LIM and calponin homology domains 1b. The record is from RefSeq and is a predicted model, not a curated record. The coding region runs from base 52 to 2976 and encodes 974 amino acids. The transcript has 24 exons. Gene Ontology annotation, cellular component: stress fiber. Gene Ontology annotation, molecular function: myosin II head/neck binding. Gene Ontology annotation, biological process: positive regulation of stress fiber assembly; regulation of focal adhesion assembly. Lineage: Eukaryota; Metazoa; Chordata; Actinopteri; Cypriniformes; Leuciscidae.
AGCGCCGCUUACAACGGGCCCACGCUGGUCCUGCAGGAGUUCGAGUCGCUGAUGAGAAGGGAGCUGGACAGCCCGCAGCGCAGCGUCAGGGACAGUGGGUACAUCGACUGCUGUGAGUCGGAGCGCAGCCACUCUCUCUCCCCGCCGAGACACACACGAGACGACUCGUUCGACAGCCUGGACUCCAUCGGCUCGCACUCCCGCCACACUCCCUCGCCCGACGGCCUGCUCGGCCUCGGCUACAGCGAUGGCCGCGGCAGCGACUCGGAGAGCGACGCCCCCCAGAGGAAGAUGCCGGACGUGCGCAAGGACGACAUGCUGGUGCGGAGAACGUCCGUCAGCGAGCCACGGAUCGCCCUUCCUUUCAACCAGUACCUGCCCAACAAGGCUAACCAGGGCACGUUCAUGCCCGCGCCGGUGCGCCGCCCGCGCGCAGACCGAGACGACAGCUGCAGAAGCUGGAGCAGCACAACCUCACCUGUCGGAGGGGAGAGGCCUUUCAGUGUUAGUGAAACCCUUUGGUUAGACGUGUCCUGUGUGGUAACAGGAAGUGAUGUUCUCUGUGUAGAGUCUCAGAUAGAGAGUGAGAACUCCAGAGCUUCUCCUCAGAACGACCCUGUGUCCAUGAAUCCACAACUCAGUGACCCUCAGAUCAGAUCCCCCCUCCACCCCUCUGUACACCCUCUCGAUCACGAGCAGAGCCACUCAGAGGAGAGAGACCGACGGGACGCUUUCUGCCAAACUCCUCCAAACCCCCCGGAUCCCCUUCAGAACGACUCACUGACGUCCAUUAAUCAGACUGCAGGAAAUGACAUCAGAUUCAGCCGUUCAUCUAGUGUGUUUGAUGAUCCUGAGAGCGUGAGCAUGAUUGACAUGCGAGGAAGUGAGGAAGACUCUAUGUUGCCACCCCAUAGUCAAGUUCGACAUGAGCUCAUGCACAACCAGUACAACAUGCUGAAAGAGGAAGAAGACCACUGGCAGGACGACUUGGCCAAAUGGAAGAGUCGCAGAAGGAGUGUGUCUCAGGACCUGAUCAAAAAAGAAGAGGAGAGGAAAAUGAUGGAGAGACUGUUAAGUGGAGGAGGAGGAUCACAGAGAAGAAAAAGCAUCAAGACGUACAGAGAAAUAGUGGAGGAGAAGGAGCGUCGUGAACAGGAGUUGCAUGAAGCCUACCGGAGCGCCCGCACACCAGAGGAAGCAGCAUCUGUGCUGCAGCGUUAUGCCCUGCGCUUCACCAUCAGUGAGGCCGUUCUCGAGCGCCUCAAACUCCCCAAGCUCCUGGAGAGGAGUGUGUCGGCCGACCCAACUCGUCACUCCUCGUUCCCCGUCUCUUCAGACAUCUCCUGCUCUUUCAGUGCUUGCUCAAACCCGCUGCAGUACCUGAGGCAGCAGUCUCUCCCCGCAGCCAAGUUCAUAUCCUCGGUGGAAGCACAGGUGACGGGAUACAGCACAGAGCCGGGAAACGUCAGAGAUAUGGAGUGUGUUUCAGGUCCAUCUCGCUCGCAUGCGACAGCGCCCUCUCUGGCUCCGAGACCUUACAGACAGAGCAGAAGUAGCACUGCUAAGGUACAGACAGCACAAGAAUCGACAUUUCUCAUAGCAAAUGAAAUGGUGCGAGUGAAUGGAGAAAGGGAGGAUGAUGAGCAGAAGGGAGGAAGAAACAGAGAGAGGGAAGAAGACUGUCUGCAGUUCCUCUCGUCUCCCUUCCAGCACACAGACUCAGACCUCACAGAUCCCGAUGUGUCCGCUGGAUCCACACACACACCGGAGCGCUGGGAGAUCCACAGGGAACACACACAGACUGAAGGAGCGGCGGUCCCGCAGGUCACUGAUAACCCCACAGAAGUGUUGGAGAUGAAACCAGACGACACUGCUACAGAUGAAGAGCAGACAGACGAGACGUGUGUGAGUGACUCUCUGCAGACCGUGAUUCAGGCGGACUCUUCUGCACAGGUCAAUGAACUAGUAACGGAGAUCCCACAGAAUCUAUCAGAAGCAUCCGCCGCAGAAUCAUGCAGAACCAGACCAGAUUUGACUGAAAAGGCUGGAAAUGUGCUGAAUCUGGUGAAGCGCGGUGAACACUUUUCUUGGAGUCCUGAGGAAGAGCGCAAGCGUCAGGAGAGCUGGCAGCGAGAGCAGGAACGCAUGCUUCAGGAGAAAUAUCGGCGUGAACAGGAGAAGUUGAAGCAGGAAUGGGAGCAGGCGCAGAAGGAAGUGGAAGAGGAGGAGAGGCGGUACCAUGAGGAGGAGAGGAAGAUUCUGGAGGAGACCGUGACCCCGCUGACCCCCCUGUCCCCUCUGACCCCUGUGACCCCUCACUCACCGACGGCACUGUCAGUCCUUCCCAAAACACAAAACACUUUGCACUCCCAGCCCGAGCGGGAACACAGGCUGGGGCCAGUGGAGAACCAGACGAGCUCUGAGACCUGCAGACAAGGGGAAAACGGCAUCGGUGAAGCAGCGCAGACACACACACAGAGUUUACAGAUGACAGUAAGCAGUUCUCCUCAGCCAGGCUGUGUGUCGGUGGGUCCGAGAGGACGAGGGCGAGGGGAGCCACUGCAGUCUCCACAGGAUACACCACUGGGCAAUAGAGAGCAGAACGAGACCUGGAAUAAGAAUACAUCACAACCAAAACCUGGUGGACGCAAGAGGUCUGACUCUAUAGAGAACAUUGGGCCAAAUCCAUCAUCCUCACCUUCAUUCACAGACACACAAACACCUCCAUCACCAAACAGGUCUGUCAGUGGGAAGAAACUGUGUUCAAGUUGUGGACACCCACUUGGCAAAGGUGCCGCCAUGAUCAUAGAGACUCUCAGCCUUUACUUCCACAUUCAGUGCUUUAAGUGUGGGAUCUGUAAGGGCCAGCUGGGCGACACCAGCACAGGAACAGAUGUGCGGAUCAGGAACGGUCUGCUCAACUGCCAUCAGUGCUAUAUCCGCUCCCGCUCUGCUGGUCAGCCCACCACCCUAUGAACUCAUUGAUUGUAGGAGCAAAAUAAAUCUACCCAUAAUUCUCUCGCCCACAAUCUUCACGUAUGUGAACAAGCACUGAAGCACAUUUAAAAUCAAACCACUUCAACGUCUUCAAGUUGGGUCUCUUUUUCAACACGGCUGCAGUGAAAACUACGCUUCUGGCUGAACUGACAGUGUUUUAAGUGAAAAGUGCGUUCUCUUGAUGACAUAUGGACGAUUGGAGUCACCUAUAGAUCAUUAACACUAAUGAGGAAAGGAGCUGAAUUCCUGCAAUGACUCCACUUCACUUUAAAUUUGUCUGAAUCCAUUCAUCCUCAUGCUGCAAAC